UCGAGGAAACAAUGUAAUAUCGUACGUGCGCGUGUGUUUUUUUCUGUACCUCUUAAAGGUUGUCUCACGCUUCCUGUGACCACUGCUUACAUACAUGCUGUUUGCUGGUGGUAUAACCUGUCAGCGAGAGGAAGUGGAAUCCGGUGUAGGAAAAAGAUUGACACGACGGGUGGUAACAAAAGUGGGACAGGUUGGAAGGGGGUACUAGUGUGCCCCCCCCCAAAAACUAGAGGCGAAAUUCCUACGAGGACAACGGGAAUUUUCGGCGAAUCAUAUUGCAGCCACAAUACUCGCAUCGAUUCGGUGCAUUCUCCGUCCGGUCAGUCCGAUAAUUCGACGAACGCGUGGAAAUGUCGUGAAGUUGUGUACAGUUCCAUUGCCUGUGAGUUUGUGGAGUAUGAUUUAUUUCCGGAGGUUAUAGGAAUUUCUCGCUGGUCUUACGUGCAAGCUUUGGGUCAGGAUACUUGUGAUGUUAUGGUGUGGAAAGGGAAUUCUAAUGAGUAAAUAAGUAUUUUAACGGAUCACUCCACAGAGAAAACAAAAUUCCCCCAAGUUCCACUAGAUGCAUUAUGCGAAGGAAAUACCAUUAGUCACAAUUAUAAAUUAAAACAAACACAGCGAACGCCAAAGCUUACGAGUGUUGUGAAUGUGUACUCAAUGAGUGGGCAUGGGAUUACACCUACUUACGUAAUAUAUGCGGCAUACUGAGCCCCCUAAUAAUACCACCCAAUGAUGAUAAUUGGAUAAAAGAAAACAUUUGUUUUACCUUGCCGAACGGAUCGUUUCGUUAAAUACCGCCGUUUCCGCCCAAAACGCAAGUGUGAAGAUAUCAAGUGAAACGCGAAGAAGAGAGAAGUGAUUUCCUGGAAUAAAGUAUUCCACAUUGUCCGUAAUCAGUGCGGGUGAGGGAGUAUUGCUGAACGCAGGGUGAAGUGUGUCGUGUGUGAGUGUGAUCGUGUGUUGGUGUGAAUCAGGAAAAAAAGUUGAGUGAAUUUUCGAUUGACUCAGCUGCAACCGUCCAACCGUCAUCAGCAUCAGCAGGACCUGGACGUUGACAAGAUUAAACUUCAGCCAAAGCGGCAGGUGUUUGAUAUUUCUGAGAAGUUCCUGCCCACCUCCAAGCGAAGGACAAAUUCUGCCCCAACGAAGAGGAAAAAGGAAAUUCACAACCAACACCCUGUUCAACGAAAAAGAUAUCUAAGAAUUCUAUUCAACCAGCAAUGAACAUUAAGAAAAAAACAGUCGGUGAAUAUCCACCGCCCGCUGGCACGGGUUGGUAACGAUUUCAACGAGACAUGACGUCGAUAGGAAGGGUGCCAAUUCGUUGGUUGAUCACAUUUCAAAGCACUCUGGCGUAAGCCGAUACCCACUGCGGUAAUUAAUUUCACGGACGCCUUUGAAAAACUUCCUGCAUCGAUAGCAACUGAUUGCUCAAAAUUAAUUCCAUUGGGAGCCCACUGCUGUGGAAGAAAUGCUCAACCAUGCUCGAAAUCGACGCAAAUAGAUCGUUUAAUUAGUACCUUAAAAAGCCCCUGCUCAUAGCAGACCCAGCCGAGUAGAAAGCAGAAAAAAUAAAUAUUAUCAUCACGCUGGAAGUGUUUACCGACAAUUGAAAUAAUAUUGGCAAUUUUUGUUAUUUUUUUCCCGCCGGGCAGAAGAGCAAGAAAAAUACUUCUCUCCGAUUGAUGGUACGUGAUGCGAGAGUUCCACACCGGGAACCAACCCCGGAAGAGGACUACGUGCGGAAGUUAUACUCGCGUCAAUAUAUGAGGGGGAGUACCGAAAAUAAACGCAUUUUUUUCCGAAAAAAAAGGAAACAACUCUUGAUUGGGGCAAAUAACGAAUGCGUGUUUGUACACUGAGCUGAUUAAUUAAAUAUAAGGUAAUAAUAAAUUAUAUGGGAAACAUUGAAGCGCUCAAUAGUGUCGAUCAACAAGCAGUGAAUCCGAGUGAUUGAGUGGUAAUGGUGAAAGCCGCUUGGCAGUGCACAAUGGGAUCCAGAAGCGGAAUCGCAGUUGGUCUGCUGGCAUGUUUGCUGGUCGGAGUUUCCGAAAAUUUCGUACGGAGUGAAACAUUUAAAUCAGAUGCACCGGUGCACGUGGAACGAGUACUAGUCAAUGAUACCGCCCAAAUCAAGUGUGAUGUGUCCUCCAAUCUUCCAAACGAUAGGAUACUUCUUGUCGUAUGGUACAAAGGCAACGUGCCUAUCUAUAGCUACGACACACGGGGAAAGAAUAGCGAACAGCCGUCGCACUGGAAGGACAGCUCCAUCCUGGAGGAUCGUGCCAACUUCAAGCCCAUGCGGGACAAAAGCCGGGCGGAGCUAGUCAUCAGUCCAGUUCUGGAAAAGGACGCUGGUGCUUUUCGCUGUCGAGUAGAUUUUUUAUUGUCGCCUACAAAAAAUAAAGAUAUCAACUUAGAGAUAGUAGUGCCACCUGAGGUACCUAAAAUUCAGGACUCGAAUGGAUUCGAGCUCACAGCGCAUGCUGGACCAUAUGAAGAAGGCGGAAUCCUCGAGCUCACCUGUGUCGUGACGGGAGGUAUCCCAACGCCAAAAAUCACCUGGUCCAGCAACGGCAAGGUGCUGCCCAGCGCGUUAGUUGAGCAUACCCAUGAUUCCUCACUCAGCAGUAAGCUUGUGGUGAGAAAUUUAUCACGUGAUCACCAACACAACGCCUACACCUGCCAGGCGAGCAAUUUCUUCAAACGAAACGUGACCACCAAUGUGACGAUCGAACUGCGGUUGCGACCUCUGGUGGUUGAAAUCAUCAACGGGAGUACACCGCUCUCCUCCGAUCGUCGGUACGUUAUCCAGUGCCAAUCGAGUGGAUCCCGGCCCCCCGCCAAGAUCACCUGGUGGAAAGACGGCGAACAGCUCACGGCAACAAACCAAACGACAUCAGAGGACGGCAACAGCACCCUGUCAUCCCUCAGUUUCACUCCCACGAGGGAAGACCACGGCAAAACGCUUACCUGCCGGACAACCAACGAACUGGUCAAACGGGGGAUGAAGGAGAUCUCCACAAAGCUGAAUGUGUUCUAUCUUCCCACGCUGAAACUGGAACUGGGGACGAAUAUGAACCCGGAAGACAUCGAGGAAGGAGACGACGUGUACUUUGAAUGUAAAGUGAAUGCAAAUCCUUCUGCAUACAAAGUGGUGUGGAAGCAUAAUGACCAAGUGGUUCAGCAUAACUCCAAGACUGGUGUGAUAAUGAGCAGUAGUGCUAUCGCCCUGCAGGGCGUCACGAGACACCAAGCCGGCAACUACACCUGCAUUGCGUCUAACGUGGAAGGCGACGGGGAGAGCAACACAGUGGACUUGAAAGUUAUGUACAAACCCAUCUGUCGACCGGAUCAGAAGAAAAUCUAUGGCGUGGCACGGAACGAAGCUGCGGAAAUUCUGUGUCAAGUGGAUGCCUACCCACCGCCGGAGUCGUUCAAGUGGUCCUUCAACAAUACGGCCGAAACGAUAGAUAUGCCUCAGAGCGGCUACCGAGUGCAUGCCGAGCAAGCAUCCUCGCUAACCUAUACGCCAGUCAAGGAGCUGGACUAUGGAACGAUCAUGUGCUGGGCGGAUAACGCGGUUGGUCAGCAGAGGGAGCCAUGUGUGUUUCAUUUAAUCGCCGCCGGGAAGCCAGAGAUGCCCUACAACUGCUCCCUGGUCAACCAGACGUCCGAUUCGCUGGAGGUGGACUGUGCUGAAGGCUUUGACGGUGGUCAGCGGCAGUGGUUCGUGAUGGAGAUCUACGACCAGCAAACACACAUGCUGCUAGCAAACGUAUCAUCCCGGAUACCGAUAUUUACCGUCGGUGGGCUCGAUUCGGGCCGGCUGCUAAAAAUCGUCAUUUACGCUACCAACAUGCGCGGCCGCAGCGAGCCCAUCGUGAUGAACGCCUACACGCUGAAACCGGCGGAAAAACAAACAGGUCCGCAUGCUGAAUUCCAAUUAUCGCCCAUCCUAUCGAUAGGGAUAUUUAUUGGCAUUUUAACGGUGAUAAUCUGCAUAAUAAUCGCCGUUACUGCCGCACUGAAGCUACGGACGAAUCAAACUGCCAAGACGCACCACACCGGCACCGGAGGAGGUGGCGUCCUCGGCAAACGUCCCGGUAAUCUACCAAUUAAGGAGAAAAUCUCGUUACCGCUCAGCCAGUCGGAGGACAUGUACGAUGAGAAAAAUCCAGACGUGGUCCCGGCAAACGAAGAUCCCGAUUACAAAUUAAUAUCAGCAAAUCAGACCCCCACGGCGCUGCAUAAUUCAUUAUGCAACAGCAAACAUGACAUUAUUGGUCGAACGAUACUGGACGAUAGCCGGAAAACGUAUCUAAGCGGGGCGGCCAGCGAAGUCCACUACGCUGAAUUAGCGUUAGCAAUACCUCACGAUGACAAUAGCAAUAAAAAUCAUCUCAAUCAUCUGAAAAAGCUACCGCCCCCUCCGGCGUACAACUAUUUCGACGAGCCGACGAUUUACGCCCAAAUAGAUCACGGCAGCAACUUCAAAACGUCGACGUCACCUUUUCCACUGAUAUCGCCGGUGUCGCAGCCGCCGGCCAAUCAGCAGCUACAGCAGCCCCUAAAUCAGUCACAAUUAACGUUACAGUUGCAACAACAGCAGCAGCAGGAUCAUCCCAGUCAACAACAUACGCCAACCUCGCUGCAGAAUCACCAGCAGCAUACACCGACGUCGUUACAGCAGUUGCAAUUGCACCAACAUUCGCUGCCUAACAAUAAUAAACAAUACCUGCGUGAGAUAGUUACAGUACGGACGCCUCUGGCGUUUUCGCAGCAGGAGAGCUGUGUUUAAUUAAAAUUUACUUCCAACGGCCAGUCCGGCCACGUGUAUGUACGUACGUGUGUAGGUUAUACAAAAAGCCAUUAGCCAGGGAAAACCUCCAGAAGGACUAGACAAAUCUGAAGGGGUAGAAGGCGGGAGUUUUGGUGCGGUUUCCAUUUCUGUAGUCGCUCGAUGACGUUUCCUCGUCCAUGUUUGGCAGCCCCCGAAAUGGGACUAUCUGAAACUAUGAUGUAUUUCGAACGGAUAUCAGUCAGCGGGUAGUUUAAAGGUGGGAGGAAUCAGAGAACAGAUAAGAUUUAUGAAUUCAGGUUCACGUAUGGUAGGUAUUUAUACUAUGAACGCAACUAUUUGACAUAUCGGAGAAAGCACGUUAGUUCUAAUGAACCCACUAUCUUCAAAGGAAAUCCGAAUGGUCGACUUAAUUAAAUUCUUUGCUUCUGAUGUAUAGGGGUAGUGGGGGCUAAUUGGUCAUGGGGGGCAAAGUGGUCACCUGCUUGUUUGGUAGUAUAACUAUCGACUAUGGAUGCCGUAUUGAUAGUCACCUUAUGUUUGAAGAAUUUAAUGACUUUUGAGUCACCCUGUACUUCAGUAGAGCUGUCGCACGUCAAAAUAUCAAUAAAAACAGAAAUUGCUCCCUCGAUAGCCACUCGGCCGUAGUUCUGUGCGCAUUGUAUCUAAGGAAUUUCUCGUAAAAUUGAGUUUAAUCAAUCUGAUAUGUUGGACAAAUCAUCAGUUUGGACGUCUGUUCACAUUUUGUAGGAGAAGUGAACAGAUAUUUUAUUCAAUCUCAGCGGUUAAUAAGCAUAGAAAUUACUUUGACGUUUGGGGGCAAAGUGGUCAUAGGUGCAUAACGACUUACAAUGUUCUGUUUACUAAAGAUGAUAUACCUCAUCACAUUCUGCUCUUGAAGAGGUUCCUUUUGUGGCUUUGACCCUGGAAGAAUAUGCCAUUCGAACUAAACCCAGCCUCAUUAUGCGGAACGUUAUGUGUUUCUUACAAUGUUUUUGUAUGCAUGAGAAAAUUUAAAUUGAGACCCUAGGUUUAAGCUUAUUUCAUACAUAUACAUGCAUUAAACUGACCAGACGUCCAGCGUUACGCGGGACAGUCCCGCAUUUCAACAAAAUGUCCCGCGAAAGAUUCCGUCCCGCGAAACGUCCCGCAUUUGGCAAAAGAAACGAAAAUGUCCCGCGAUAUCAAUAUAUUUCAAUAUCAAAAUUUGAUCAUGUUGAUUUUCUUAAAUGGAUGAACCUCAAAAAUAAAACUUUCAUUUGGCAAACUGUUCAUCCAGAGAUUAAAACGUUGAGCUGGUUUCAUCGCACCGACAUUGGGCUUUUUGUUUAGAGAGUGUCAACUGGAAGCGACAGCAACAAAAUUGGAAAAUGAUUUUUAUAAAAGUCCCCUAUUGAUCCGCAGGGACCAAACGUGAGGCAGACGAAAAGUUCAUUUUUGGUCCCCUAGCUCGGUGAGGACUUGAGUUGUUUGAUGAAGUAUCGUAAAUGAAGCGCUGGGUGGUAUUACGGAAGUUGACCGGAACCUGAACCAUGGCCGAUGAAAAGAUGUAUAUUGGCGUGUUAUUUUACCUUUUCGUGGCUUUGGUGGUCAUCUGCCUUUCUAUUUUGGCCAUUCGCCCAAAAGUUUUCUAUCGGGCGCAGCUGGGGAAUGUUGGGAAGGUUGGUGGUCUUCGCGAAAAUGUUUAUCUCCAGCCGAUCCAUCCUUCAGCGAUCUUUUGGCAUAAUGGGCUGAUCCCAGGUUCGGCAUAAAGACCACAUUACCUUCCCAACUCCGGCAAGCACUUCGUACUAUAUAUUUCUCCAUUCACCAUAUGACUCGAAAGAAGAGCGGCUUGGACAUUCCCUUCACGUCUGUCAGAGAAGGACCUUUUUCGAGAACUUGAUGUGAAUGAUAUAUUCGACGUCAUCUCUUACCUGGGGAACGUAAAGUAUCCGGUCCCCUGCCAUUCGUUGAAUUCUAGCAUCAAGUACGUCUCGUCUUUCAUUAUGAGUACGAAAAGAAGUUUUUCAUUUCUUUCGCCGGAAAGAAGUUUUUCAUCAGCACCUCAAGUUACUCCUCCUGGGUGAUUGCCUGCUGCUCAGAUACGGCCUCGUCUGACGCUUCCGCAUAAAAAUGUCCAUUUUGGCCAGAUUCUUCUCCACUGUUUGGCCGGUUGCUUCGAUCCCCCGGCUUAAGGAGCAUUGCAUUCGGUAAUUUGAAGAAAAUUGUAGAAUUUGAAUCGUGCUUGCCAGGCGUAAAUGCUCUGAUUGAGGGAGUGAUUUUCGGGCGUAAACAAAAUCUAAACCAUCGAAAAAUUACUGAGUACCGAUACUCAGAAAAAAAUAAUACUGAUCAGUUUAGACUCGCUAAACUAUGGUUUAUAGGGCUCUUGCUACACAUACAUACAUGCAGAGCAUCUGUUGGGCAAACAACAUUUGUUUACAUUCGUAGCUUCUAGGCAUCAGAAGCGGAUUCAUUAUCAAUCGACUUUCUUGUAGAUGAUUU
This is a messenger RNA of Toxorhynchites rutilus septentrionalis, 7288 nucleotides long. RefSeq names its product hemicentin-1. The record is from RefSeq and is a predicted model, not a curated record. Gene Ontology annotation, molecular function: protein binding. The transcript has 17 exons. Lineage: Eukaryota; Metazoa; Arthropoda; Insecta; Diptera; Culicidae. The coding region runs from base 1964 to 4801 and encodes 945 amino acids.